CACACCUGGGGCCUGUACUACGAACGGAGUUCAACCUACUUAGAACUAACUCAGGGUUUCCGCGGUAACCCGGGGUUGACUAAACCUGGACAUCUUGAUUGGUCUUAAACGGUACUACGACGCUGAUUAUGAAGUUGAUCAGCUGAACCUGUGUUCACUCAACCAGAGUUACUGCGCGUUCACAUAAAAGGGGUGGUACCAGCGCAAAAAAACACUCUCGAUCAUGGCGGGCUCUCCCUAUUUCACAGAAGAGGAAUGCGAGAUCAUAAUGAGGAGUUAUGAAGAGUAUAAACCGACCCUGGCUGCUAAAUCCAACACCGCGGCAGCAAACAAGGCGCGACUGGGGUGUUGGCAGCAAAUUACAGACCGCGUAAAUUCAGGUACCAGCAGCGCCAAACGGACCUGGCAGCAGGUGAAGAUGAAGUACAAAAACAUCAUUCAGAAUGCCAACAAGAAGAAGGUAGAAAUAAGGCGCACAGGAGGAGGGAGGGCACCAGACUCCUUUACUCUUGCUGAAGAGUUGGCCCUAGCCAACAACAGUGGCAGGGUGAUGAUGGAUGGGGUGGCAGGGGUACAGUCUAACCCUGGGGCAGCUGAAAUGUCCACCCUCUAUGUGCAAGUCGAGGGUGGAAACAUCACAACCCUGCAGCCACCAGGAUGCAUUCAUCCUCUGACACAGGAUGAUGAUGAUGAUGAUGAUGACGAGACCCUCACAGCCCCCUCCGACACACACAUGCAGGAGGACUUGGAGGAGCUUUCCCCUCCUGAAGCCUCCCUCCCAGGGACCUCACAGUCAGACAAAGCCACAGUGGACAAUGUCCGCAGUUUAUACAAGAAAGUGCUGGAGCUAGACCGCACAAAGAAGAGGCUGGAGAUCAGAAAGCUGGAAUUAGAAAUUGAAAAGCUGGAACAUGAGAAGAAGGUAUUGUCUUAUCACUCCAUUAAUAUAUAGGCUACCCACACCCUAUAUGUGUGUCAUUGAUCUGGCUUUUCGUCACCUUUUCUUCUUGCAGGAAAGAGAGUCAUCUAAUAAAUGAAUAAUAUCAGA
Messenger RNA from Eleginops maclovinus (Patagonian blennie), 1048 nucleotides. RefSeq names its product myb/SANT-like DNA-binding domain-containing protein 4. The record is from RefSeq and is a predicted model, not a curated record. Bases 224 to 952 code for a protein of 242 amino acids. Gene Ontology annotation, cellular component: nucleus. The transcript is spliced from 7 exons. NCBI's taxonomy places the organism in Eukaryota, Metazoa, Chordata, Actinopteri, Perciformes, Eleginopidae.